CAGUGCAUACAUAACAGGAAGUGGUUGAAACACUACAUACAAAUGUACUCGUUAUUUGUAAAGGUACAGUCGAAAACAGUAGGUCAGUUAUUUAUAAAGCUGGCCUUUUUGUGUGAAAUGUAGUUCAUGCUAUUGUUUUCAUUUCUUAAAGUUCUUUGUUGCUUAUUUUCUAUGCACAUAAAGCGGUUCAUUCUGUGAGGUUAAUAAAAAACUGGAAAAUGGCGUAUACUGGACCAGUUGAGACGCCCCUGGCGUUUAAUACCAUUUACGAAGUGGAUGAUUUAAUUAAAUUCUUGACAAAAACACAGAUGGACUUGGAUACUCGGUUUGACGUCAUAAGCGGCAUGAUCAAAGGUGUCGAGGUGGACGAACGCGGACAUUUGCGGUUUGAUAAUAUACGAAAAAUGCUUGAAAAUGUUGUGACCCUUUGCGAGGACAUUGCUUUGUCGAUGGGGCUGUUCAGCCACGCGUUGGUGAAGAAAAAGCUCAUUAAAAGGAACACAAGCCUUCCUCAAAUAACAUUAAGGAGAGAUAAGGAUCCGAAGAAAAGAGACAGUGGAAUAGAUUCUGAAAAGGUGUCCGCCAACUGGAGCUAUGCCUCAGAAAUGUCUUUGAUGAAUUCAGAAAAUCGGCUGUCAGUGUUCGAAGAAGAGGGCUCUAAAGCUGCAGCUCAAAUGAAAGUUAGUUUUAAUUUGAUAUCACCAAGUCAGUCAUCAGAUGCCCUACAACAACAAGUAGAAACAGAUGUAAUAUCAUUUCCGGAAGACAGAAACGGAACAUCACUUCCGUCAAAUGAAACAUCACUUCCGUCUAAUGAAACAUCACUUCCAUCUAAUGAAACAUCACUUCCGGUCAAUGAAAAGUCACUUCAGUGCAAUGAAACUUCACUUCUGGUAGACAAAAAGUCAUCUUCAAUAGAUAGAAACAGUAAUCCACUUUCUGCAGAUAAAAAUGAAUUUACUCCCCAUGAAGAUUCAAAUGGAAAUAUGCUUUCCAAUGGUUUAGAUCACAUGUCAGCCAAAGUUGAAAAAGAAAGUAGCAAAGUAUAUGUACAUUUGAUUCCAACUGAUCCUUCAAUAAACCUUUCGGUUUUACGGGAAAAAUUGCUGAAGUUUUCCAAUUCCAUGAUUCCUGAGAAUAUAAAACUGGAACUUGUGACGUCAGACAUAAUCAUCGGCUUAUCUCCACGUCAUCUUUCAUCGUCAUCAGAUAAUCAAAGCAGCUUCGUAAAGAGCGGGUUUAGGACGUCAGACGAACCUCUGAGUGUCCGAGCUAUUAACAACUUGUCGAGGUUUGCUGUUGAAAAUUCAGAAACUUCUGAUGAUGACAACAGGUCAAUUAGAUUGAUCUCAAGUUCAGAUAGUGAGACCAGUAUAAAGCGGUUUCAUUUAAAGCCAGUUAUUGUAAAGAAAUCCGUUGAAACACAAACUGAAGGUUUAACUCGAACUGAUGGAUAAACUCGAUCAGGAGGUUUAAGCCGAACUAAUAGAAGGGUUAACUCGAACUGAUGGUUAAACUCGAACUAAUGGAGCUGAUAGUUAUGUUAACCUCGACAUUUAUAGUAGGGUUUACUCGAACUGGAUGAUAAACUCGAAAUAACAGAGAGAUAAACUCGAACUAAUGGUUAAUUCGAAAUGAUGGUUUAACUCGAAAUGAUGGUUUAUCUCGAACAUGGUUAUACAAUAUUGCUUAUGUUAAAUUGAAAGUGGUUUUGGAUAAACAAUCUCAAAUAUUUUUAAUGCUCAUAAUUUAAUAAAAGUAGAAGAUAAAAAUUGAUAACGCCGAUGAUAUUAAUACGAGGUUGAUUUAAAAUAAAAAAAGACUGAAGAAAAAAAAAACAACACAACAAAAAAAAACACAUUUGUGUCAAAUGAUCAUUGUCUGCAUUGUUCGCUCUUCAGUCAGUACUUAUUUUGAAAUUGUCUCUAAUACGGAUUAAUUGUUAAGUUCGAACCGAAAGUUGGAAAAAUGGACAAAGCAUUUAAGAUAUUUAGCGUAGCAAGUGUUAAAAGAAAGAUAAUUUAAGACGCGGAAGCAAUUUUUCAUUGUUCAUUUCAGCCCGCAAAACAAUUGUUUUAUCUUGGGAUAUUUGUUAUUAUAUAUCAAUCGGAGUUAAACCAAUCUAUUUUUUUUGAAAAGCUGUUGUUAUAUAUAAUCAUUUACUCGUUGAAAUUUAAGAGAUAAAAAUAUGAAAAUAAAAAAAAAAUUGAGCUACUAGGAGUAUAGGGUCUGGUGUAAGUUAGCCUGGCUCUAUACUGGUCGGGCCGCCUCCGUGGUCGAGAGGUUAGAAUCGAUGACUUCUUAUCCAGUUACCUCUCUGGCGUGGGUUCGAUCCCCGGGAGAUGCUUUGGUAGUUAAGCGCGGAGGAAGGUAGUCUAGUACUGGUGUAACUCUCCAGGAACGAUGGUUAGGAAACUACCCGCCUAUAUGACUGAAAUACUGUUGCGAAAAGGCGUAAAAUGAAACUAACAAACAAACAAACAACUAUACUGGUCACUUUCAGUUCGGACAGGUUAUAGGUUUAAUACUGAAAGAAUGCAGAUAUGUUUUUAUAAACAAAAAUUAUGUUUAUUAAUUUUCCAAUUGAAACGAAAAAUGUUUUGAAAAAGACGGGUAUUUUUGGCUUAUAUAUAAACAUAAAUUUAUUUAUUUAUUUAUUUUAAGCUUUUUAUUUCUGGUGUCCUGUAAAAGUUCCCGAAAAUUUUACUGAUUACCUGAACCAUUUGCUUUUGUUCCUUCUUGGAAAUAAUUAAGUACAGUUU
Molecule: messenger RNA, 2762 nt
Organism: Ruditapes philippinarum (Manila clam)
Lineage: Eukaryota; Metazoa; Mollusca; Bivalvia; Venerida; Veneridae
Exons: 6
Coding region: 219-1457 (412 amino acids)
Source: RefSeq, a predicted model, not a curated record